Paraphaeosphaeria sporulosa is the source of this 4888-nucleotide messenger RNA. RefSeq names its product WD repeat-containing protein-like protein mip1. Gene Ontology annotation, cellular component: cytoplasm; TORC1 complex. Bases 167 to 4432 code for a protein of 1421 amino acids. Gene Ontology annotation, molecular function: protein-macromolecule adaptor activity; protein binding. Gene Ontology annotation, biological process: positive regulation of cell growth; regulation of autophagy; cellular response to starvation. NCBI's taxonomy places the organism in Eukaryota, Fungi, Ascomycota, Dothideomycetes, Pleosporales, Didymosphaeriaceae. The transcript is spliced from 3 exons. The record is from RefSeq and is a predicted model, not a curated record.
CGCCUGUCGAGGGCGCCAGACUCACUCGUUCCCCUCACCGCCGCACCCUCGAGUCUGGACUGGACGGCGCUCACACAUAGUAUCCGUUUCGCGCACACGCUUAAACACAGGCCCGCGACAUGGGCUGCGCGACCUGGACUUCCGUCACCACAGCUAAGAGCUCAAGAUGAGGACAGCCAACGAAUACCCGCACGUCAACCCCCUCGCCUUGCACGCGCCCUCGCCCGGAGCCAUGAACGGCACAGCAGCAGCCCCUGCGGCGCCACCGCAACCACAGAGCCCUGACAGUGCAACGCCUGCGCGUCCUAGCACUGCAUCAGACUCCCAGCCCAACCUGGCUGCCAUGAACGGGCUCGACGCGGACGCCGUGUCCUCGCGGCGGCCAAGCAGCACACGCUCCUUCUCGCGUCCGCAAAUGCUGCGCGCGAGGAGCGACUUUGGACCCCGCCAUUUUGAGACGACGCCCUCAGACAGCGGAGCCGACGAAGCCGGCAGCGUCGACGGCCACUUCAAGAUCCGGCACGGCUGGGAUGACCAACUCAAUUCGGAGGAGUACAACCAGCUGUUGACAUCAUCUUUCUUCAUGUACUAUACGGAAAAGAAACACGAGACGGGCGGCAUACCCAAGAGCGAGGGCAGCGCGUACCCGCUCCAGGAAUGGCGCAUGCGCGACCGCCUGAAGACCGUCUCCGCUGUGCUUGCCCUCUGCCUCAACAUUGGAGUCGACCCCCCGGAUGUGAUCAAGACCAAUCCCUGUGCAAAAGAGGAGUGCUGGAUCGAUCCCACCGUCACAUCACAGACCCCGGGCCACACCCCGAUGAACCAAAUUGGGAAGGCGUUGCAGACGCAGUACGAGCAGCUCAGCAUGCGCACGCGCUAUAAGCUCUUGCUGGACCCAACCACCGAAGAGACCCGCAAGUAUACAUCCACACUUCGCCGCAAUGCACGCAACGAGAGGGUUCUGUUCCACUACAAUGGCCAUGGGGUGCCUCGGCCGACCUCGUCUGGCGAAAUAUGGGUCUUCAACCGGAACUACACCCAAUACAUCCCACUGUCUCUGUAUGACCUUCAGAGCUGGAUAGGCGCGCCCAGUCUGUUCGUCUACGACUGCUCUGACGCCGGGCUGAUCAUCUCCAACUUCCUUCGUUUCGCUGAGAAACACCAGCUGGAGUUUGAAGAAGCCCAGCGGCGGGACCCAAACGUAGAGGUUGUAGAUUUUCAUGACUGCAUACACCUCGCAGCUUGCCGCGAAAAAGAGUCCCUACCAACCAACCCCGAUCUCCCUGCGGACGUCUUCACGUCGUGCCUGACGGACCCUAUCACCAUGGCGGUCAAGUUCUUCAUCUUGCAGAAUCCGCUUCCAAGCAACGUCACUCUCCGUGAUGCACACAACAUCCCUGGCAAAGUCUCCGAGCGUAGGACGCCCAUUGGCGAGCUCAAUUGGAUAUUCACUGCUAUCACCGACACAAUCGCCUGGAACUCCCUCUCCAAACCUCUGUUCAAGAAGCUUUUCAGGCAGGAUCUAAUGGUGGCAGCACUGUUUCGGAAUUACCUACUUGCGCAGCGUGUGAUGAGGGCGUACCAUUGCAAUCCAGUGUCUCAUCCCGAAAUUCCUCAAACCCACGACCAUCCUUUGUGGCGCAGCUGGGAUCUAGCUGUCGAGUUGAUUCUGGCUCAGCUACCUGAUCUCCAGGCUGAAGCUCGUGGCGAGAAAGAAUAUACCUACAGACACUCUGACUUCUUCUCUGAGCAACUAACCGCCUUUGAAGUUUAUCUGCAGCAGGGCGCUGUCGAGCAGAAGAUUCCCGAACAGCUGCCAAUCGUGCUACAGGUGCUUCUUAGCCAGGUCCAUCGAUUGCGAGCUCUCAUUCUCCUUUCAAGUUUCCUGGAUCACGGGCCCUGGGCUGUAAACCUAGCGCUCAGCAUCGGCAUUUUUCCAUACGUCCUCAAGCUUCUACAAUCGCAAGCCAAUGAGCUGAAACCCGUCAUGGUCUUCAUAUGGGCACGCAUCCUCGCGGUCGACCAAUCCUGUCAGACCGAUCUUCUCAAGGACAACGGCUAUCAAUACUUCAUUAACAUCUUCAACCCCAACUCGGGUAUCCCCAUUCAGAAUGCUAGCGAACACCGCGCGAUGUGCGCUUUCAUCAUUGCUAUGUUCUGCAAAGACUAUAACCAGGGGCAGCGUGCUUCCCUGAGUCCAGAGCUUGUGGACAGUUGCCUGGAUCACCUCAAAGAUAUCCAGAAUCCUCUCCUGCGACAGUGGUCAUGCCUCUGUCUGGGCAAGCUUUGGGUUAACUACGAAGAGGCGAAAUGGGUCGGCAUUCGAUGUAUGGCGCAUGAACGCCUGUGCGAGCUCGUCUUUGAUCCCGUAUCCGAGGUCCGGGCAGCGAUGCUGCAUGCCCUCACUGCCUUCUUGGGCAUUCGCGAUGUUACGACUCAGGUCGCUACCAUUGAAGAAUCAAUCGCUUCGAUGAUUCUUGUGAUGACGACGGAUGGGAACAGCAUGGUGCGUAGGGAAUUGUUGAUAUUCUUCUCAACCUUCGUUCUCCGCUACAAAACCAAGUUUCUGGUCGCUGCUUUCGAGCAGAUUUCAGAGGAAGUCAACAGCGACACCUCCGGAAAGGAAAAUGAAACUGGCGAUGGUCUCUACAUGAAGGGGCGUGCUUCCAAAACAGCUGUUGCAGCUCUCUCUACAUCGUGUUCACAGAACACAAUCUAUGCCGCUAUUUGGAGGGAAGUCAUGGUGAUGGCGGCGGAUCCUCACCCCGAGGUGGCCAGGGACGCAAGCGCCGUGGUGGACUACGUUCUUCUCGCCCUUCUCCAGUCUCCACUAGCCAAGUUUGCCGGACCGCUCUUCGACGAGCUCGUCCGGAGAAGUCCUGUGGAUCGCGCACAACGACGGGUACACCAGGAGAGGCCCGUGCAACAGCCUACCCAACCACCGACGCCCUCGAAGGAGGCGAGCUACCUGUCACUGCUGGGUGGUCUUCGGCGAACAGGAAGCGUCGCAGCCUCACUAAAAACAAUCUGGACUGGUCACGACUCUUCGACCUCCCCACAGAAGAGCCCCAGCCGUGCAAAGUUCGAUGAGUACAACUCGUCAACGGAUACACGUCCGCAGACCCCGGAACGCUACAACGUUGAAGAGCAACCUAAGACAAGGGGUUUCCUGCCAAGAAGCCUAGGAGUACCGCCAGAGCUUCCUUUGAAGAGCAGGAUCUUUGAGUGGUCCGUGGAAUACUUCCGAGAGCCGCAGAUGAAGCCUACCGAGGCCGACGAACCCGGCAGCACUGACUACAAUGGACGGCUGUGGCGGCGAAAUCGUAACGACAAGAUCAUUGCAGAGACUCAACCUUUGAAAGAGGUGGCCGUCGUGAAUCACUGGAACCAUCAGCACGCGCUUUUUGACAAUCUCAGCCAGCCAAUGAAGAUGUGCUUCCAUCAAUUUGAAGAACAUGUUGUGGUCACAGACAAUAAAGACACAAUAAACGUAAUCGAGUACUCUGGAGGUCCAACUCGGAGGAUCAAUUGCUUUUCAAACGGUAACCCAGCAGAAUCCAGGAUCACCGAAGCGCGUUUCAUCAACGAAGACGACCAGGCUCUUCUUAUGACUGGGUCUUCCGACGGCGUGAUCAAGAUCUUCCGCAACUACGACACACGGGGCAAGACUGAGCUAGUCACGGCUUUCCGCGCUUUGACCGAUCUGGUUCCCAGCAAUAGGAAUGCUGGGCUUGUUUUCGACUGGCAGCAGGGCAGAGGAUCCAUCUUAGUGGCCGGUGACGUGAAGGUGAUCCGGGUGUGGAAUGCCGGUACCGAGAUCUGCACAAGCGACAUACCCGCACGUUCUGGUUCCUGCAUUACCUCACUCACGUCCGACCAAGUCGAAGGUAACGUGUUCAUCGCGGGCUUUGGCGAUGGCGCCGUCCGCGUCUAUGACCAGCGCCAGAAACCCGCCACCGCCAUGGUCAAGGUCUGGAAGGAGCACAAGCAGUGGGUCACAAAUGUACACCUGCAGCGCGGCGGCCAGCGCGAGCUCAUCAGUGGCUGCCGCGACGGCGAAGUCAAGCUCUGGGACAUCCGCAUGGACAAAAGCGUCAAGACGAUCCAAGCGACGAGCGACCACCUCAAGACGCUCAGCGUGCACGAGCACGCGCCCGUCUUCGCCGUCGGCACGCAGCGCCACCAGGUCAAGAUAUUCAACAUUAACACUGGGCGCACGGUCAGCACGUGGGAGCCGUACUCGGGCUUCCUCCGCGAUCGCAGCCAGCCUGUCACAGCGACUGCGUUUCAUCCCCACAAGCUGAUGAUUGCGGCGAGCGCGGCGCAUAGUAAUUUCGUGAGCGUGCACACGUGCAAUGUCGCACGGCAACAGCAGAAUCACCAUGCGAGGACGGCGAGCGGCGUGGUCAAGACUUGGGAUGGUAAUACUUGAACAGCCUGAGCCUUCGCUCCAUCUCUUUUUCUGGGCCUUACUUACACUGCGACUCUGUGCUGACCCGCGCCGUGGUAGUGUCUGCACGACGCAUCGCGGCUUUUUGCCGAGCGUCGUUCUCAGACGGUAGAAUUGUUGGAGAUGCGAAGGCCGCAGUCGACGAGUCGGGUUCCAGUACGUUUAGCUUUGCGGAGCAUGUGGGUCUGCCGGGUGUGCGUGUGCGUGUUUCUUCGGGGGUUUCGCCCUAGCGAAUUGUUUCUGAGGCGUUUCUUGGGAUGAAUGGCAUAGCGGGUGGGGAGCAUGGGCAUUGGCAUAUGGCGCACUGGGGCUUUGGAUGGGAUGGGUGUUAAUGAGGGCGUUUUGGGCUGGGAUGGCAUGGGUGAAUGAUUGGAUGGGGCGGGGGGGUUCUGCUUUGGCAGCUUGUGGGUAUGGCUGUAAGGGCGGGAUGCGGAGGAG